Aethina tumida (small hive beetle) is the source of this 760-nucleotide messenger RNA. Its product is annotated as mitochondrial fission 1 protein-like. The record is from RefSeq and is a predicted model, not a curated record. Gene Ontology annotation, cellular component: mitochondrial outer membrane; peroxisomal membrane. The transcript has 3 exons. Gene Ontology annotation, biological process: mitochondrial fission; autophagy of mitochondrion; mitochondrial fragmentation involved in apoptotic process. The coding region runs from base 120 to 578 and encodes 152 amino acids. Gene Ontology annotation, molecular function: protein binding. NCBI's taxonomy places the organism in Eukaryota, Metazoa, Arthropoda, Insecta, Coleoptera, Nitidulidae.
UUAUCUUAUCAUCUUGAUAACAAAUAAGCCAAACAUAGUCACCUUAUUGAAUCCUUGAGUUAUAUCUUGCAUUUUUUAAGAUUCUUAAUUUUGGUCGCACAGUCACAGUAUUUUAACUAAUGGCAGAUAUAUUAGACGAAACUGUCGAAGCCGAAGAGUUAAAGAAAUUCGAAAAAAUCUAUCACGAACAAAUUUUUAAAAAUGAUGUUACAUCAAAGGCACAAUUUGAAUAUAGCUGGUGUCUGGUGAGGAGCAAAUAUAAGGCUGACAUAGAAAAAGGCAUCCACCUUCUUGAGGAGCUCUACAGAACUGAUGAGAAAGGACAGAGGGAUUAUCUAUAUUAUCUUGCUGUGGGGAACGCCAGACUCAAAGAAUACUCCAAAGCACUGAGUUAUGUGAAUUUAUUUUUGUCAGUUGAACCAGGUAACCAACAGGUUCAGAGUUUGCAACAAACCAUCAAGAAUAAAAUGAAGGAGGAUGGCCUGAAGGGCAUGGCAAUGGUUGGUGGCGUUGCUUUGGCUGUAGGCACUAUUGUAGGAGUAGGAAUGGCUCUUUCCAAGAAAAAGAAACGCUACUAGUCCUUCUCAUUUAUCUAAAUUUUUCAAUUUGGUAUCUAAUGUCUAAAGUCGAAUUUUACAGGUGACUUUACUCUUUAUGUGCUUAAAUACAUAAUAUAAUUAAUGUUCAUAAAUUUUCCUCCCUAUGUCUAUUAUCUUAUCAUUUAGAUAACAAAUAAAUCAAAGACAAUCACAUUAUUGGA